This is a messenger RNA of Fusarium coffeatum, 2514 nucleotides long. RefSeq lists its product as uncharacterized. NCBI's taxonomy places the organism in Eukaryota, Fungi, Ascomycota, Sordariomycetes, Hypocreales, Nectriaceae. Gene Ontology annotation, molecular function: protein binding. The coding region runs from base 1 to 2514 and encodes 837 amino acids. The record is from RefSeq and is a predicted model, not a curated record. The transcript has 5 exons.
AUGAUGUUGAGAAACUCUGCGCCGUGGGCGUUCUUGACGGUGGCCAUAGGUCCAGCUGCUGCUCAGUUUGAUAACUGGCAGGAUGGCCAGAUCAGCACGGGAAUAUGCACAUGGCAGCAACCAAGAGCAAUCAUGAUCCGCGAUAUGGUUUAUCUUGAUGGCGGCGAUAUUACAUGGCAUGCCAAAUUGAAUGAUGGGAAAACAGUCACAGGCCUCGAUUCAGGUAACAAUGCCGGGAUCAUCCUCAAUUUCAACAUGAGCACUCCUUUUAACUCAACUACCAAUGUGACUGGCAUUCUUCUAGACAAACCAGCCAUGUCUAAAGCUCGUGGAGGUUCGGGUAACAGCAAUGGCGCUGCACCCAACUUUGUCGAUGGCGCCCUUCUCGGCAACGACGCAGAGUUCUUCCUCUACGGCGGUGACCUUCUAGAAAACAGUGACCUAUACGAAUCUCCCCCCAAGGACGAGAUUUUGGGAUAUCAGGCCUAUCAAUAUGGGCCAGAUAAACCAACAUGGAAGCCAGGUUUUGUUGACAAAAAGCUGGACAAGGGCAUCACUCGAUACGUUGCCUAUGGAGGAGCUACGAACGUGCCAUCGGAGAAUCUCGCAUUUUACUUCUCUGGUUUGCGGUCGCCGUCGAAGGGAGAGUUCUUCACGAAUGACCCCGAAAAGAAGGCCACCAACGUCUCCGAUACCCUGAUUACCUUGAACCUCGAAGAGCAAUUAUACGAAACAUGGUCCAACACAACACUGGAUAAGGUCAAAGGUCGUGCUAAUGCAGAAGUCGUCUGGGUUCCUGUGGGAAAGAAGGGUAUUCUCGUCGUCUUGGGCGGCGUUGUUUAUCCCCAAUGGGCGGGACGAAGUGGCAAAUCUGCGAACGAGGCAGAAAGUAAGAAGCAGAGCCCCGAAUUCAUGCAGACUAUUGAUAUCUACGACAUCGAUAAGAACAAGUGGUAUCAACAAGAAACCGAGGACGGUCCAGGAGCACGAACACGAGGAUGCGCCGUAGUGGCUACGGCUUCAGACCGUUCAAGUUUCAACAUCUUCUACUACGGCGGCUUCGACGGUAUCAAUGUGAAAGACUCCUUUAGUGAUGAUGUUUGGGUGCUCUCUCUACCCUCUUUCACAUGGAUCAAGAUCAAUGAGGGGAAAUCGAUCCAUGGUCGCGCCGGACAUAAAUGCUUCAUGCCAUACCCUGACCAAAUGAUGGUCUUUGGUGGCUACACUCCCCUUGCAGGAACCUCAAUCACUUGCCUUGACAAAGGUCCAGUGGUUAACUUCAAUGUCACCAGUGGAGAAUGGUUGGAAGGAUAUGACCCUAACGAAUACAGCGACUAUGGCGUUCAUGAGAAGAUUCGAUCCGAGAUUGGAGGUGACGCUGCAGGCGGUGCAACGGCUACUGCCCCUGCGGGUGGCUGGUCGACUUCUGCCCUUGAAGAUCUCUUUGGCACAGAAUACGACACGAAGAAGAUCGAAGAAUACUGGCCCUACAACAAAGCCGUUUCUACAGGAAGACCUAAGAUCGACAGCCCCGAUGGUAGUGACAACAGUGGAAGCGAUAGUGGCGGCUCUGGCCUCCCUAAGUGGGUUGCGCCAGUCUUGGGUGUCGUUCUCGGUCUUAUGCUUGUCACUGGUAUCUUGGUCGUCUUUUGCCUUUGGCGUCGUCGCAAGAUCUUCAAGAACCGUACCAGCGACUAUGGAACUGAAAAUCCAGAGUCACGAAUCCGAUCAUGGAUUCGAGGUCAAAAUAACGAGAAGGCUCCCACGGUCACUACUGACGAGACCCCUGCAAGCCCGGGCACCGAGAUGGCCUCUACCGUACAAGCUGUUGGGUUGUCACCCUCCCCGGCGGUCGCUCAAGCUCAUACAUUGUCCCCUGCUGAGGUAGCUGACACUCAGAUCCAUGAAAUGCCUGAUACAUCACGGCCAACUGAGCUUCACGAUACAGGCCUCUCGCCCAUCGAUAUCAUACAGAAGUACUCUCAUUUCGCUUCCGAUAGCAAAACCCAGUCUAUGUCUAACCCCUCCAGCAACUCAUACUCCUUUGGUCCCGAGCACGCGAGCACCAUUUCUAGGUCGACUGGACCACAGAUGUCUCAGCCUGACUCUCCUACCGCUGGUCAUCCUGGCCAUACUCGCAUGACAUCUGAUGUGUCUGGGGUGACAGAAAACAGCGGUAAGCCACCUCGCGUGGCAUCCGACGUAUCUGGUAUUUCUGAAGGUGACGCUUCUGCACUUCGAAACUUCACCAGCCCUGUGAGUCCCAGGACCGACGAUGGCAGCAUGCCUUCGCCGCCGUUUCCUGGCAUGACAGCGGAUAUUCUUCCUUCUCCUCCCGCAGACCCCACACCCACGUCACCUCCUCUUGACACAGCAGUGUCUCCUGUCCCAGUUUCUCCUCCCAGUGCCAACGAGGCCCCCGGCAGGGACUAUAUUACGGCCAAGGCCUCAGCAAGCCCGAUUCGUAAGAGUAUGUUUAAGGAGAGCGAAGAGGAUAUGGGACAAAGUAAAUAG